UUCCCCCCUCUUUGCCCCGCUUCCCUUGCGGGUCGCUGCCGGGCCGGCGUGGGUCUGGGCAGCACAGACAGGGAGGGAGGGAGGCUGAGCCAGAUCUUCGUGCCGCAGUGGCCGCAGCAGCACAACUUCUAAAGGUUUGGAGAAGACAGUGAGAGAACCACCAAGAAGGCUAUAGUAGUAUUGGAGAAUAGGAGAAAACUAUUCUGUUGUUUCUGAGAAGCACACUGUAGGAAGAAAAGUCUGCUGAUCACAGAACUUACUUUUCUUCUUCUGUUCCUGCCUGCCUUCAUUUUCUGCAAAGACUAAGAUAAUCGCUCUUUAGUGGAAAUUGCCAAUAUGUAUCAUUCCAUAUCUGAAACCAGUCACCCCUUGCAAACAGAAGAGCAAGAAAUAGGCAUUGAUCCCUUGCAGGGUUACUUGAACAAGCCUGAAGAAGGAGGAUCCCAUGAGAAUGGAAGAACACAUCAUGCCUUAGACUCUGAUGGAACAUUUAUUUCUUACAGUAAAGAAUGGGAAGAACUAUUUGUAAACAACAAUUACUUGGCAACAAUACGGCUGAAGGGGAUUAAUGGGCAGCUGAGAAGCAGCAGGUUCCGUAGUGUUUGCUGGAAGCUGUUUCUAAAUGUUCUACCACAAGACAGAAGUCAGUGGAUAAAUAAAACUUCAAAAUUAAGAACAUGGUAUAACAAGAUUAAAGAAAUACAUAUUACAAACCCUCGGAAAGCUGGACAGCAGGAUCUGAUCAUCAACAAUCCACUUUCGCAAGAUGAGGGGUCCCUUUGGAACAAAUUUUUCCAGGAUAAAGAGCUUCGAGCAAUGAUUGAACAAGAUGUGACAAGAACAUUUCCUGAAAUGCAGUAUUUCCAGCAAGAGAGUGUGAGAAAAAUUCUUACAGAUGUUCUGUUCUGUUAUGCUAGAGAAAAUGAGCAGUUGCUUUAUAAACAGGGUAUGCAUGAACUUUUAGCACCUAUAAUCUUUAUCCUGCAUUGUGACCACCAAGCCUUUUUACAUGCGAAUGAAGCUGCACAAUCAAGUGAGGAAAUGAAAGCUCUUUUGAACCCUGAAUAUCUGGAACAUGACGCCUAUGCAAUGUUCACACAUCUUAUGAAAACUGCAGAACAUUGGUUUUCGACUUUUGAACAUGACAGUCAGAAGGAGAAAGAUGCAAUGAUGACGCCUAUACCAUUUGCAAGGCCACAGGAUUUAGGUCCAUCUAUUGCUAUUGUAACUAAAGUAAACCAGAUACAGGAUCACCUGCUGAAGAAACAUGAUAUUGAGCUGUACAUGCAUCUGAACAGGCUAGAAAUUGCUCCACAGAUUUAUGGACUGCGAUGGGUAAGGCUCCUAUUUGGACGAGAAUUCCCACUCCAGGACCUUCUUGUUGUCUGGGAUGCAUUAUUUGCUGACAGCAUCACCCUGGAUUUAGUUGACUACAUUUUUGUAGCCAUGUUAUUGUAUAUUAGAGAUGCCUUGAUCUCAAGUAAUUAUCAGACCUGUUUGGGACUUCUGAUGCAUUAUCCACCUAUAGGAGAUGUACACUCACUCAUCCUAAGAGCACUGUUUCUCAGAGAUCCAAAGAAAAAUCCAAGACCGGUGACUUACCAAUUCCAACAAAAUUUAGAUUAUUACAAAGCACGUGGAGCAGACUUGAUGAAUAAAACCCGUGCCAGUGCAAAGGUUGCUCCACUGAACAUUAAUAAAGUCUCCAAUAGCUUGCUUAAUUUCGGUCGAAAGCUGAUUGCCCCAGCUAUGGCUUCAGGUAGUCCUGCAGGCCCAGCUAUUAGUGCUAGCAGCAGCAGCUUUCCUUCUGCUGUAAUGCCCAUCAGGAGCACCGUGGAGCCCCUCCAGCACCAACACCUGCAGGCGCAGCAGCAGCAGCAGAGAAUGUUGAAAUCGGAAAGCAUGCCAGUUCAGCUGAGCAAAGGAGAUGUAGUUACAGGCAGCGAAGCACAGAUGUCUGUUCCUGCUCAGAAUCUAACAGCCCUCCAAGGCCAAAGUUCAAAAAAUGUCAGUUCAUCUCCAAGCAUAGAGAGCUUGUCUGCAGGACGUGAAUACACAGGAUCUCCUCCUUUGUCUGCAUCCAAGAAAGAUUUCUUUUUCAGUACCAUCUCCCGUUCUCGUUCCCACAGCAAAACUAUGGGCAGAAAAGAGUCUGAGGAAGAAUUGGAGACUCAAAUUUCAUUUCUCCAAGGACAACUAAAUGACUUAGAGGCCAUGUGCAAAUACUGUGCAAAAAUGAUGAACACACAUCUUGGAAAUAUUCAAGAGGUCAUAUUACAGGAACACUUGGAGAAAGAAGAUGAAAUUCUGGUAUCCCUGGCAGGCUUGAAGCAGAUCAAGGAUAUUCUAAAGGGUUCCCUGCGUUUCAAUCAGAGCCAGCUGGAGGCUGAAGAGAAUGAGCAAAUCACAAUAGAAGAUGAUCAUUACUGUUCCAGCAGUCAGAACAAGGAGAUGGGCGAUGCCCUAAAAGGAUCUGUUAUGACAAAGCAACACUUCCUCUCAACGCUUCAGGCAACAGCUGAAACAAGCGGAAAUUCAGAGAGCAGAAGCACUGAUGACUAUAUCUUGGUUUCCAAAGAAGAGGAGGGAAAUAAAGGUGCUGUCUCUGAGCACGAGCAGUCACUUCAGACACACAAGGAGGCGGCAACAAAGAAUGAAGCUCCAUCUCGUUCUUCUUUGGUCUUUUCUGAUCCACUCAUGGGCUCCAUUUCUUCCUCCUCUAGUAACCUGAGUUCCAGCCCUGAUGAUGAUGAUAGCAAUAAUAGCAAGGAUUCUGACUUCACUAUUGUCAGCCCCUUGGACAUCUAAUUAAACAGCUUGGAGAGCUUGUGAGGUCAGUUACUAAACCUCAGCUGAAAUAACUUUGAUUCCGCAGGGCUGGAUGACUGACUCAGAAGGACAGAAGGUAUAUAAAGGUAACCCAUUUCAGCUGCUAAACGCCUAGCUAAUCGAUCAGAGCACAAAUUUGGUACAGGCAGUAUAUUGCAACCCUCCAAAGAGUAUAAAGGUUUUGUAGUGAUUACCUUAACAGCUGCAGUAGUAUCCAGAUCUAAUAUACAACUACUGCUAGUUGUAGGGUUAUCUUAGCGCCUUCUAGAACGAUAGUACUAUUUACUUAGUUUCUCACCACAUAGAAUAACCUGUAGCAUAUAUUCUAAUGGAUACCCAGAGGAGAGGAGACAAAACUACAAUUAAUACAUUUACUUUUUCCAACAUGCCAGGUUAGGCUUAUGCUGGGUGGGAAGGGAACUAUUUCGCUAGAGAUUAUGGGUAGAAAAUGAGGGGAGGCAAAUCAAAGAGAUGCAAAGCAUCCUUCAGCAACUGGUUCAGCAACUGGCAUCAAGAUUACUGGAGUCACAGAAAAAACCUCUGACUAGUAGUAGUAGAGAGAAACUAUAAACGAUAAGACCAGCACUUCAGGUAUGGGAGAACACCAAAUUAAUUCUAAAAUAGCCUCUUUAAAGCACUGGGAAGCUUGAAUCUAUACUAGUUAAAAGACUUCUAAUAUUUCUGAGUGAGGUGGUCCGGGGUUUGUGUGUUGGAGUAGUGUUCCUUUGGAAUCUGUUUCUGUAAAUGUUUUAAGAACUGUACAGCCUCAUUUAUGUAUAAGAAUCAAGUCCAUUCAUGAUGGAUGGUGCUGUAGUUUUCCUUCAUUGCAAUUCUGUUACAGUUUAAGAAAUAAUUCACUUAGAAAUGUGACUUGGAGUUAUCCCCAUUUAUUUGAUUAG
This is a messenger RNA of Terrapene triunguis (Three-toed box turtle), 3728 nucleotides long. It is a transcript of the gene TBC1D5, whose product is annotated as TBC1 domain family member 5. The transcript has 24 exons. Gene Ontology annotation, molecular function: GTPase activator activity. Gene Ontology annotation, biological process: activation of GTPase activity. The record is from RefSeq and is a predicted model, not a curated record. NCBI's taxonomy places the organism in Eukaryota, Metazoa, Chordata, Testudines, Emydidae. The coding region runs from base 337 to 2808 and encodes 823 amino acids.